This is a messenger RNA of Homo sapiens (human), 2259 nucleotides long. RefSeq names its product RNA polymerase III subunit F (gene POLR3F). Gene Ontology annotation, biological process: transcription by RNA polymerase III; termination of RNA polymerase III transcription; transcription initiation at RNA polymerase III promoter. The transcript has 9 exons. Gene Ontology annotation, cellular component: RNA polymerase III complex; cytoplasm; nucleoplasm. The coding region runs from base 344 to 1171 and encodes 275 amino acids. The record is from RefSeq and is marked reviewed. NCBI's taxonomy places the organism in Eukaryota, Metazoa, Chordata, Mammalia, Primates, Hominidae.
GAAGAAGGCCCCUCGGCCUCAGCAGAGCGCUAUCCUCCACUGGUUCCCCGGGUUCCCCGGCUUGCUACCGGGCUGCUCCGUGCAUCUUUCCCCCCAGGCGUCAGGAACUGCGCCCUCAUGGCGGAGGUGAAGGUGAAGGUGCAGCCGCCUGACGCGGAUCCGGUCGAAAUAGAAAACAGGUAAACCAGUGAGGCUCCGGCUUGGCACUCCAUCAGGCGCCCAGUCAUUUGGGCAGCUGGACCCCUUCUCCGGGAUCCCUUGGGAGUGGCCGGAGCGGGUUAGGAUUAUAGAAUUAUGUCACCAGUUCCCUCAUGGAAUCACAGACCAAGUAAUUCAGAAUGAAAUGCCUCAUAUAGAAGCCCAGCAGCGGGCAGUAGCCAUCAAUAGGUUGUUGUCUAUGGGUCAGUUGGAUCUCUUAAGGAGCAAUACGGGCCUUUUAUAUAGAAUAAAGGACUCUCAGAAUGCUGGUAAAAUGAAGGGAUCCGAUAACCAAGAAAAACUAGUAUAUCAAAUCAUAGAGGAUGCAGGAAAUAAAGGAAUAUGGAGCAGAGAUAUCCGCUAUAAAAGUAAUUUGCCAUUAACAGAAAUCAACAAAAUUCUGAAGAAUCUGGAAAGUAAAAAGCUUAUCAAAGCUGUUAAGUCUGUAGCAGCCUCAAAAAAGAAGGUGUAUAUGCUCUAUAACCUGCAGCCAGACCGGUCUGUGACUGGUGGAGCCUGGUACAGUGACCAGGAUUUUGAAUCUGAAUUUGUAGAGGUGCUUAACCAACAGUGUUUUAAAUUCCUACAGUCCAAGGCAGAAACAGCACGAGAAAGCAAACAGAACCCAAUGAUACAAAGAAAUAGUUCAUUUGCCUCAUCACAUGAAGUGUGGAAAUAUAUCUGCGAAUUGGGAAUCAGUAAGGUAGAGUUAUCCAUGGAAGACAUUGAAACCAUCCUGAAUACACUCAUUUAUGAUGGAAAAGUGGAGAUGACGAUUAUUGCUGCAAAAGAAGGCACAGUUGGCAGUGUAGAUGGACACAUGAAACUGUACAGGGCAGUCAAUCCAAUCAUCCCUCCCACAGGUUUGGUCCGGGCACCCUGUGGACUCUGCCCGGUUUUUGAUGACUGCCACGAAGGUGGUGAGAUUUCACCAUCUAACUGUAUUUACAUGACAGAGUGGCUCGAAUUUUAAUAGAGAGCUAUGAACUUUAUUGACAUUUUGCAAAUGAAGUUACUUAGGGAGCAGAUAAUUUAAUUCAUGAUGGAACACGAAAUCUCCUUGAAAGCAAACUUCACAAUAAUGGACGUAGACUUGCUGCUAUGAAAACAUAUUUUUUUUAUUUAUGAAGACUAAAUUUAUAUUGGUAAAAUAGCCAGUAGAAUAUGAAAGAAAUAAGGUUAGUAGUGAAAUUCAUUCUUCAAUAAAUAAAACACUUUGAAACUCCGGAGGACCACAUCUUUCAAGACUUCUGAUGGGUCAAGGAAAAAGAUGCCAACAUACCCGUAUUUACCAAGUACUAUGAUAAUGGCUAGAGUAUAAAAAUGUUCUUUUUAAAGUUAUUUAUUAAGUUCUUCAUUGGAAGUUUUUUUUUAUAUCUGGUUCACUACCACCAUUUUCUGUUUCCUACUUUCUCAGUGGUUUCAUUGAAAAGAAAUUAGAAGGGGUUAAAGGCAGGAAUAGCAAAGAGUGCAAACUUGGGGUAUGACUGGGGGAGAGUGGAACAUGCCUUUUCCGCACAAUAUUAAUUCCUUUUUGUAUCAGAAAUGUUCUUUUAGGAGAUUAUGCUACCAUACUUACUUCAAACCCAAUGACUACUGUCAAGGACAUAUUUUCAGUACAUAAAUACUAUCAUUUUCAUUCUAAAGAAUAUUUUCACUGUUCCUUCUUUCUUAAAGUCUUAUGUUUCACUCUUUAACUCAAAUGUAUUCUUUGUUAGAAUUUACCCUAGAUUCUUAUUUAAUGUCUGCAGUAGACUGAAUGUUUGUGUGCCCCCAGAAUUCUAAUGUUGAAAUCUCAUUUCCAAUGUGAUGGUAUUUGGAGGUGGGGCUUUUGGUAAGUGAUAGGUCAGGAGAGUAACAGCGCUCAUGAAUGGGAUUAGUGCCCUUAUAUAAAGAGACCCAGAGAGCUCCAUCACCCCUUCUGCCAUGUGAAAGGGAGAAGACAAACAUCCACGAACCAGGAAGUGGGUCCUCACCAGAAAACAAAUCUGUAAGCACCUUGAUCUUGGACUUCUCAGCCUCCAGAAUUGUGAGAAAUAAAUUUCUGUUGUUGAUAAACCA